This is a messenger RNA of Pimephales promelas (fathead minnow), 5107 nucleotides long. It is a transcript of the gene helb, whose product is annotated as helicase (DNA) B. NCBI's taxonomy places the organism in Eukaryota, Metazoa, Chordata, Actinopteri, Cypriniformes, Leuciscidae. The record is from RefSeq and is a predicted model, not a curated record. Gene Ontology annotation, molecular function: single-stranded DNA helicase activity. Gene Ontology annotation, biological process: negative regulation of double-strand break repair via homologous recombination.
GUGUUUGACCUAUUAUUUUAAUUACUAAAAAUCAUUAAAGAAUUAAGUUAUUAAAGUCAUUAAAGAUUAGAAUCAUUGCAUGCUAAAACGCUUUCGAUAGCGUCUAGACAUCCCGAUGCAAAGCUCUCUGUAAUUUUGUUUACUAUUAGUAUAGAAAACACAAGGGACUAUUUUAAUAUUUUAACCCAUGAAAUUAAUCUACCCUGUUUUGUCAUAAAGAGAACGGAAGCAGCUUCAAUAGUGUGUAACGUUAUAUGUCUAAUAAUUUCACCAAGACUUUUACUGCAAAAUUAAAAUGUAUUUCAUAACUUAAAAUGUAAUAUUUUUGUUCAUUUUUAUAAUGCGAACCAGUUAUUUAUUCUAAAUAGUGCUCUGUUUUCCUGUUCCAAGUUCUUGUGGAUCCUGCAAAAGUGACCACGGCCACUUUUGCAUGUACUGGGGACAUAUUAAUUUAAAUUUAUAUCUAACAGUAUAUUUAAGAUACACAUAAAAUACAACUAUUUUUAGACCCUUAAAACUUACAUACUACCUUUUGACUGUAGAAAUUAUUCUUUUUUUGAUGGCAGUUUCUGUUUAUAAUUUUAAGCAUGGAGAAUGUAAUAGCAUGUGAUAUUUAACAUUAUAUACAAUACUUUAAUUAUUUUUAUUUUAUUUAGGUUAAUUUUAAUUGAGGUUAAUGUUUUACAUAAAUGAUGUAGUAUCUAAUCAGGUGUGACGGUUCCCUUUACUAGUGCUUCCAUUGACAGGAAGCAGUGCAUAAACUGAACGGACUUUUAUUUUGGUGUGCUGGUUGCCUAUCAUGUUUACUGUCAUGAGGUCACGAGUCAAAAAUUGAACCGCGCUCGCGAACUGUUGAAAUCUUAAAACGGACUGCAGUAAACAUGGCGCGGCAAAGUCCCUCCGCCGGAUUAAAAACCAUAAUUGGUUACAUUUUACCAGAACAAGAGGUUGUCCAGUCAAACCAAGAUGAUGUUUCAGUAAGUGAAGAUGAAGACGAUCAGGAAAUACAGCCUGAAUUUCUUGACAUGAAAGAGAUGGACUCUGUCUCAUCUGGGGCAAACUUAUUUAAAUCAUCCGUGCCAGCGUCAAAAGAAGUGUCAUUCAUGGCCGGUGAAAAGAUGUACCGGGUUGAGGGCCGUUUUCUCCUCUGUGACCCCUGGUGGAAAGUAACCUGCACAGUUCGUCAAGGCCAGCACAAAGCUUUUCUCAAAGGCUAUCCCUCCUACAGCCUCCGCACCAAUCUGAGAUCAGAGGGACGGUCACUUGUGUCUCUUUUUCUUAAAGCAUGUAAAGCACAACCUGACUUUUUUAACAUGUUCAUGGAGUGGUUGCCCAAUGACAGACAUGUUGAGCUUGUCAAUUUGCUGGACAUCCUGCAGGAGUUUGAAGAUUCAUCACCUGAAAAUAAAGCUGUGGCUAUAGAGCUCAAGGGAAAUGUCAAUUGCUCAGUCGCUUGGACACACGUGAGAGUCGCCAGCUUGUACCCUGGAAUCAUGAAAUACUUGCCAACAUUGCUGCCGGGUCAGUUUAUGGAGAUAAUCAGAGAUAAUUCUGAAAAAGAUGACCCUACUGCACAAGAGCAGAACAAUACAAAUGUCUUGGCCAAACUUGAGGAGCUCAUUAAGACUGAUGUAUGGAAGUUGGGCUUCAGCCAUAUUAUGUUUAAAGAAUUACGUCUCAUCCGGUGUGAAGCAAAGUUGGAGGCCUUCAAAAGCUGUAAUUUAUUUUCUAGUAUCCCCGUGCUCCAGCGUGACUCCUUGCUCUUGUAUGCGGAACUGAAAAGACACUGCAGAGUCACUGGCAGCACGUAUGCCGACCGGGAGAUGUUGCAGGAUAAGAUAUUGGCUGAGACCGGAGAUGAGGGUGCCUGGACUGCUUUGCAUUUUCUUGAGAAUCAGGGGGUGCUGAUUAGGGAGGUCGAAAAGGUGGCGCUUAGGAACCUCUUCGGCUAUGAGAAAGGCAUUGCCGAAUGCUUGAGGAGCCUGGUUGAGGGAGAACCCUGGAAGAUCCACUUGGAUGUGAGGAAGGUUCUUCGUGAAGCGCAGCUGGAUCGAUUAAGAGCAAAAGCUUGUGAAAAACGCAGUAUGGCUAAUCCAAGGAAAUCUAAGGCUGAUGCAAAAAUAUCCAUUUCAGCAGCCCAAAAUGACAUUGUUCAGGGGGCCGUGUGUGAAGAGAUGCUUCUUGAUGUUGCCCGGCCUGAUACUUCAAGCGUGGUCCACAAUGGAGGAACGGGAAUACGUUGUGAUUCUCCUCAGUCCUUUGAAAUUACAAAGCUCACUAUUAAAGAGGAAAGUCACACUUCAGACUCGGACGACUCGGAUGACUCCACCUACAUGGAUGUUGAUCCGUCUACUAUAGAGUUGGACCCCGAUCAGGUGCGAGCAGCAGAAAUGAUAUGCACCAACCCAGUAACCGUGAUCAGUGGGAAGGGAGGUUGUGGAAAGACUACAGUGGUCAGCCUGGUGUUUAAGGCGGCCAUGGAGCAACAGACAAGUGACAGGGAAGAGGUGUUGAAGGCCUGUGAAGACUUUCAGAAUGACUCCCAGGGGUCCAGUAAUGGGCUGCUGUCAGACGUACACGAGGAGAAAGAAGAAAGUGAGGCGAGUGACAGUGAUGAAAAGCCUGUGGAAGUUCUUCUAACUGCUCCUACUGGGAGAGCUUCUUCACUUCUUACUAAGAGAACCGGCUUCACUGCUUAUACUAUGCACCAGAUUUUAUGGAGUUUCAUGAAUACAGAAAAGGAUCCCAGUGGAAAUCCUAAGCAUUGGAAGUUCUCGAAGGUGCGGGUACUGGUGGUCGAUGAAGGGAGCCUGGUGUCUGUUCAGAUCCUUCACUCCAUUCUCAGCAUGCUUACCAAACAUGCAGACCUCCAGAAGUUCAUCAUUUUGGGAGAUGUGAGGCAGCUGCCCAGCAUUGAACCUGGAAACACACUGCACGAUCUGUUUGAAGUCCUCAAGAACGUCCGUUGGGCCAUUGAGAUGAAGACCAACCAUCGUGCCGAGUCUGAGCUCAUCGUCAGAAAUGCUGGACUCAUCUCGGAGAUGGGUAAAAAAAGGCUUUACAGUCCUCUGGAGUUUGAUGCCACCAUAAAAAUGUCAAAACCCUCCACAGUGUCAUCUGACAAAAGAUUCAUAUUGGUCAAAGUCAGUGAGGAAAAUUAUUCUUUUGGCCUCCAGGAUGCUGUUAAAUUCUUACUUAAGGAAGCCCCUGGAUUGGAAAGUGAUACAUCUUCACAAUUUGUGGCUUUCAGGAAGAAAGACUGUGAGUUGAUUAAUGAGCUUUGCUGCAGCCAUUAUUCUCAGCAUACCACAAAGACUUCCAAACAGAAAUUGAACUUUCAAAAAAUGGAUAAAGUUUGCUGCACUAAGAAUGGCUAUGUCUCAGACCCAGAGGAGAAGAGAGGUGUGACUGUCGGAGCUUCCCGUGAUAAUGGAGAUAGACAGACACAAGAUGAACAGACGAAGGAGAAGAAAGAGCGCCUGUGCAAUGGGGAAAUUUUCUUUAUUAAAGAUGAUGUGACGGAUGAGGUUGGGGAAGGAAAACGUAAAAAAACGUACCGCUACCUGACACUAGAUGAUGUAAAUGGGCGCGUGGUGAUGUGUGACUACAGGGAACUACAGAGAGAGUGUAAACUGCGACAUGCUUGGGCAAGAACCAUCCACACCUUUCAGGGCUCAGAGGCGGAAACUAUUGUGUACGUUCUUGGAGACAGCAUUGCUCAAAACUGGCAGCAUGUGUACACUGCAGUGACACGCGGUCAGAAGCGUGUGUAUGUGGUGGGUUCAGAGAGCGAAAUAGAAGGAGCCAUCAAGAAAAGGAUCACCCCACGUAACACACGAUUGUGCUCGUUCAUCAAAACAACAGUUGCCAAACAAGCUCCUGAAGACACUUUGACUCAGUCGGCCUGCAGUCAGAGUCAAGUAGAGACCCCUGUGAACCACAGUUUCGGGCCUUCACAGUCCACACCCUUUGUGUCACAUUGCCACAGCCGCCCCCAGUCGUUCUCCAGCACAAAACCUUCAUGUUUUCGACACCUCUACAAGGAAGAAAAUGGACACAACCAUCAAACAUCCAAUAUCUCUUUAAAAGAUGACAUGGCAUUCACUCAAACCUACUCUUGGUCACCCAUGGAUGGUUGUGAUGAGCCAAGCAUGGUGAAGAAUGAACAUGUGUCUGAAUUAUCCAAUCAGGUUGAAGAUGCAACGUUAGAGACGAUCAGCUCAUCCCCAAAUGAAAGCAGCAGGGGCUCUAAACGGCUGACUUCUGCGGACAUCUGCAGUACGCCGACUAAACUACCAAAGAUAACCAUUCCAGAAGAGUCUCCUUUGUGCAGCUCAAGGCUGAAUCUUCUGUCCAUUACGAGUCCCAGCUCCAAAACCCAAGGCCGACAGCUCUUCCGAGACGAUUCUGAUUCUCAUUUUGAAAAGCCUUAGAGGGGUCAUUCUCAGACCCAACAUGCCAAAGCGGAAAGAACUAAAUCAGUCCAAAUGUUCAUGUUAUUUGGCUAGGACUAGAGGAUUUGGAUAAACCUGAAUUAGCGUUUUACAUAAUUAUGAGUAAUUUUCUAGUUUCACCCUUGAGAAUAACGAUAUCUUGUAGUAUAUUAUGGCUUUGUGCAAGAGAUGUGAGUUCUUAUUUCUGUUAGACAUCCUUUGAAAAGUAUAAUUCUUAAAUCAUAACAAUUGAGUAAAAGAAGGCUUAGAUCUGAAACUGAAGUGGGUAGAUCAGAUUUGUAAUGAAAGUUAUAACUCAUUCUUGUAAAUUACCAUAUCAUUUUUAAAUUACUUUUAUGUAUUUAUCUUUCCUGGCAAACUUGUAAAAAAAGGUACAAACAUGUUAUGCAGUUUUUAAAAAAUGUUCACGUUUAUAAUAUGAAUCACGGCGUUUGUAUCUUUUGGGGCUGAAGCAAAUGUUUGACUCUAGACUUCACAAUUCAGGAUACUUUAAAAACCGUCACGGCUCAAUACAAAAUCCAUUUGAAGUUUGACUGGAUGUUGUCAUUUUUGGCAUUAUUUCGCUUUUUAUUUUAAACCUGAGUUUAUUUCAAAAGCUCAGUAUGAUGGUUGAACAUCACAUCAUCUAAUAAAGCACAGUUCAUUCAAGCUCA